AUGACACGAAGGAAAGCGGAAAACGUGUUCUCUACACCAAAAAGUGGUAAUUACCCAGUACAGGGUCUCGGGUUUUACGCUAAAGCAAACCCUGCAUACACACCUGACGCUAUAGACGAUAUCGGGUUCGAAAAACCUGGCAAUGAUGACGCUUCGAGCGGAAGUAGUGCCGGAAGUGGCUGCGAUACUAACAGCAGUGGCGUUUACAGCAUAAAGGACGAGAAGGAAUCUGAUAACAAACCAACAACUAAAGACAACAAAGAUGAAAAGAAAAAAGACGAAAAAAAUAACGUUCAAAUGAAAAGAUCGUUGAAUCUCUUUCACUGUGUAGCCAUCAUGGUUGCAGUUACUGGACAUUCGUCUGUAUUUAUUUCUCCCUCUAAUAUUCUCAGCGCCACGGGGUCCGUAGGGGCCUCGUUAAUAGUGUGGUUGGUUGGGGGUCUCAUCAACAUGAUGUUGGCUCUUUGUUUCGCUGAAUUGGGGACAAUGUUACCACACGCUGGUGGUCCCUAUGCUUACGUCAUGCAUACGUUUGGACCCUUGCCAGGAUUUCUCAUCAUGUGGGGCUAUGUGGUUCUUGUAGCUGGUCCUUUUUGGGCGUUUCUUGCCUACACAGCAGCACUCUACAUUGUGCAGCCAGUUUAUCCGGACUGUGAUGCGCCGGACGACGGUGUGAAGGUGUUGGCUGGCUGGAUCAUGAUAACGAUGGUCAUAUUGAACUGUGUCUAUAUGAAGUAUGUAGUCAAAAUCCAGUCCCUUCUCUCCAGUACCAAGAUCAUAGCUCUAGCAAUCAUUGUUGUGGCCGGGAUCAUACAACUAGUCAAAGGUGAGACAGAGAAUUUUCAAAACAUGUUUGAGGGAACGUCUUCCGAUCCCGGACAGAUCGGUCUGGCUGUUCUUUACGCCGCUUUUUCUUAUGGUGGAUGGCAGGUGAUGACAAGUAUGAUGGAGGAGGUCAAGAAGCCUGGAAGAGAUUUACCUCGGUCUGUCUAUAUUACCUUUAUCAUCGUCAUCAUCAAGUACAUCAUGACAAAUGUAGCAUAUUUUACCUUGCUCAGCCCUCCGGAAGUCCUCGGGUCUAAGGCAGUAGCUAUAACAUUUAUUCAGCGUGUGUAUAACCCUCUCAGGAUCGUCAUAUCCGUGUUUGUGGCUACUACAUCCAUCGGAGCACUGAAUGCCUCGAUCAUGGGUCAUUCCAGGUUGCUGUUCGCUGGGUCCCGUGUGGGACAUAUGCCAGUGAUUUUUGGAAUGAUCAGCCACAAAUACCUAACGCCUUGGCCCUCUAUCCUGGUUUUGAUGGUGUGGGGAUUGGUGAUGCUGUUUUCAGGAGGCGUGGUAGACAUGAUGGAUUUUAUUGGUCUCUACUCCACCACUAUGGGAAUAGCUGUUGUUCUAGCCCUUCUUUACCUCAGGUAUACAAAACCGGACGAGCACCGACCAUACCAGACAAUGUUCUUCGUCCCGCUUGUCAUGUUGGUCGUCAACAUCGCCGUCUUGGUAUUGGCUAUCUACCAAAAGCCACAGAAGAUGGGAAUAGGACUGGCAAUUCUCUUCUCCGGAAUUCCCAUUUACUGGUUUGGCGUCCUAUGGGAACCAAAACCUAAGUGUUUCCGUGAUUUCAUUGCUGGAUGGACUAUAGUAGCCCAAAAGAUGUUGAUGAUAGGAAAGACCUCUACAUGA
This is a messenger RNA of Ylistrum balloti, 1680 nucleotides long. RefSeq names its product cystine/glutamate transporter-like. Gene Ontology annotation, cellular component: membrane. The transcript is spliced from 10 exons. The record is from RefSeq and is a predicted model, not a curated record. The coding region runs from base 1 to 1680 and encodes 559 amino acids. Gene Ontology annotation, molecular function: L-amino acid transmembrane transporter activity. Lineage: Eukaryota; Metazoa; Mollusca; Bivalvia; Pectinida; Pectinidae. Gene Ontology annotation, biological process: amino acid transmembrane transport.